GAACUCAACAAUCAAAGCUUCUGACUUUUGUCCUUCAAAAAUCUCCCAACAAUGUCUCUGUCUCCGACUCCCAUAUCUUUCCUCCCUCUCUUCCUCCUUCUCCUCCCCCUCACGGCCUCCUCCUCCAUCCAAACCCUCCUCCAGAGCAAAGGUCUGCCUGCCGGCCUCUUCCCGGAUAAUGUCAAAUCCUACAAUCUCGACCAGAAUGGCCGCCUGGAGGUGCACCUGGAGCAGCCAUGCAUGGCCAAGUUUGAUGGGAGAGUGUACUUUGACAGCGUGGUUCGAGCCAAUCUCAGCUAUGGUGGGCUGAUGGGUCUGCAGGGUCUUUCUCAGGAAGAGCUGUUUCUUUGGCUUCCAGUGAAAGGGAUCAUCGUGACCGAUCCUUCCUCUGGCUUGAUCCUGUUUGAUAUUGGUGUUGCAUAUAAAGAACUCUCUCUUGCCCUUUUUGAAGAACCUCCUGUUUGCAAACCUUCAGAUAAUUUGUCAGAGGAUGUUGGAAAGAAGAACAGGGGAUAUCAAGAUCAGAGAUAAGAUGUUUAUAUUCCUUCAAUUAUUCCAUGGAGAAUUUUGGUCUUUUUUUUUUUAAAUGUUAAUAUGGGUGUAAUUAAGGAUUGAGAAAAAUGUGGGAUAAGAUUUUACUACCAAAGUGAUAGGAUUGUGGAAUUUUAAAUGCUGUCUUUUUCUUUUUCACAUCCUAUUUCCAUGGAAUUUUUUUAGCUUUUGAUCUUUAAUUAACCAUUGGAUUCUAUUCAAUCUCAAUCAAUGGAUCUAUAAUUA
Molecule: messenger RNA, 777 nt
Organism: Rubroshorea leprosula
Lineage: Eukaryota; Viridiplantae; Streptophyta; Magnoliopsida; Malvales; Dipterocarpaceae
Source: the annotation of a GenBank genome assembly